AUGGAGCAUCUCCUCCAUCUCGACACAGACGUCGUCUGUCUCCUCGCCAAACUCAACUCCUACGACUAUAUCAUCGUAGGAAGUGGUUUCGGCGGAGGUCCUUUAGCUGAACAGCUUGUAUCCCAGCAAUACAAAGUCUUGUUGAUCGAGCGCGGCAGCGUCAUCUUCUCCACCCACGUUCUCAAUACUUCUCGCCCUUACUUCAGCCGUGGCGCAAGUAAUUCCCCGGAGGGUAACGAGCGUGUGUAUGACGCUGUAAAAGCCAAAGUCCAAUGCACCGAUCGCUCUGAUAGUUAUGUCGGCGGUCCAGUGUAUUGCGUCGGUGGACGUUCUAAUCUCUGGGGUACUUGGAUCCCAGAGAUUGGAGAUGAGACUCUCGGUGCUUUCUUCCCCACUGAUGUUGUUGAUUACCUCAAGGGUGAUCUUGUGCAGGGAUACAAGAAGGCGUUUAGAUACCUUACUGACUCGCAGCCUGGCGAUGUCAUUUACCCAGAGGGUGACGGCAAGCAUGAAGUCAGCGCUACAGAGAUUGGAGACGCAAAUCAGAUGUUGGAAAAUGCCUUGUCUGGUUCAAAGUUCGAUCUCAUGCCUAUCGCAGCGCAGUUCAAUGCCCCGGCACCAUACAAGUUCGCCCAAGGUGCAUAUAGUACCACCUUGAGCAUCAUCAAUCGCAUGUACGCCAACGAUCAGUAUCUCUCUGUUCUGCUCAACACAGAGGUCAUCGCGGUUCAGCACACUGCCAGCAACACCUUUAACAAAAGCGUCAACGCUCUCAAGAUCAGAGACAAAUCCACCAACACCAUCAAAGAACUCGACGUCGGCAGAGCCAAAGUCAUCCUCUCCGCCGGAACAAUCGGCACCGCCUCCAUCGCCCUCAACAGCGGUCUCGACCACCUCAAUCCCCUCGUCGGCAAAGGUCUCAUCGACCACAAUGUCUGCUACGUGCGCUUCGCCAAGCAAAAGUCCGACACCGUCACCUCCAAGCCCCUCAAUCUCAAAACACACCUCAAAGUCGGUGGCGAAGAAUGUCUCGUCACAGUGACGAUCAAUGCGAAUUUCUUCUUGGCGGGAAGUUCUGCGACGCUCAACACGACGCACUUUUAUCGUCGUGAUGGGACGCUCAUGAGUCCUACUAAGGAUGCGGCUGAUGAGAAGGAGAACUUUGACACUAUUUGCGUGCUAUUUGAGUUUGUUGGGAAGCUUGAUGAUGAGAAUUCUGUGCUUAGUCUUCCGGGCCUGGAUCCUGUGCUGGAUAUUCGUCGUCCGCCGAUUAAGCAUGAGGUUCAGUGUGCUAUGGAGGAUAUCAUCCGCAGAGUUCGCGAUGCAUUUGUUGGUGUGAAGCCUAACCAAGCUACGUAUGCUGACCCCGGAGUAUGUCCUGACCCUGGCUUACGACCUCAACAUUUGGGCUUUGGAGUGUUUUCCCAUGAGUGCGGAACGAUGAGAAUGGAUGGACCAAAGGGACCUGGUGUCGUGGACUCAAACCUCAAGGUCAAGGGCCUGGAUAAUCUAUGGGUUUGCGAUCUCUCGGUUCUUCCUGUUAGUCCCGAGGCCAAUCCCUCGUUGACUCUGGCAGCUCUUUCGCUGAGACUUGCUGAGCAUCUUUGCGCCUUCAUUCGUACCUCAAACCUAGCCAUGUCCACGCAACAAUUUGCAAAAGAUCAGCCUGAAGGCUUCUCUAACCGCAUCGAAAGAGUCACAAUUGUCGGAGCUGGCGGUCGGCAAGGUGCCCAAAUAACUGAGCAACUCCUCAAGACUGGAAAGCAUUCCAUCACUGCCCUGACUCGUUUUGGCAGUACUUCCAAGCUCCCAGAUAACGUCAAGUCGAUCCCAGUGGAUUACGAAGAUGAGAAAUCCAUUGCAUCGGCUCUGAGGGACCAGCAGCUCCUCAUCAUCACCCUCGCCGUCACUGUCGACCCAGAAGUCCAUCAUCGUAUUGUUCGCGCAGCUGGAAAAGCAGGCAUCCGCUACAUCAUCCCCAACAUCUACGCUGCCAAUGUUGUCAUUGAGAACCAAGGUUCUGUGGAUGAUUUCUUCCCAGCUGCGCCCCCGAUCAAUCUUAUAAAGGAGAUCGAGCGCGUUGGUGUCAGCGCUUGGAUCCUUCUCGUAGGAGGCGUGUGGUUUGACUACAGCCUGCCUUCCGGAGAGUCGUUCAUGGGCUUUGACAUCGAUAACCGCAAGGCUACUUUGUUUGACAACGGUGAAGCCAAGAUCAACACCAGCACGUUGGCACAGUUUGGCCGUGCCGCUGCUGCGAUUGCAAGUCUCAAAGAGCUUCCAGAUGACGAAGACGACAAAUCCUCAACAAUCGUGCACUUUUGCAACAAACCAGUGUAUCUCUCUAGCUUUUAUGUCAGCCAGAAGGAUAUUCUGAGGAGUAUUCAGCGCGUCACGAACACGACAGACGCAGACUGGGAGAUCACGUAUGAGAGCAGCGCUGAUCGAAUUGAGAAUGGCAAGGCGAUGGGAAGAUCUGGUAAUAUCAUGGGACUUGUGCAGGCUUAUUAUUCUUUCAUCUUUUCACCGGAGGGUCAGAAACUGAAGACCCAAGACAAGCUGCACAAUGAGCUACUUGGGCUGCCGGAGGAGGACUUGGACGAAGUGGUGAAGGAUUGUGUUGAAGGUGCACCAGCUUCGAGAGGCACCUACCAACGCAACCUUGGGACUUCAAACUUCUUCCAGACUAUGUCUUUCGGCUUCGGCGUUGGCGAUUUUAUUGCCGUCGGGGAGCUAUGCUGGAAGAUCUACACUCGAGUCUACAAAGUGUCGCGUGAUGCACCUGAGGAGCUCCGGGCUUUGAUCCAAGAGCUAGGCAAUCUCUCCAACACGGUAAACUUGCUCAAUGAAGAAGUCCGAGAUCAGGAAGAGUGGAUAAAACGCGCGGGAGAGCGACGGCUGGAAUACACGUGCAAAGUCAUGGGUCAAGUCAAAGCGACUGUUCAGAAAAUGGACCGAUUGGCUGAUAAAUAUGCGGAACUUGGCAAGGGAGAUGCACUUGAAGGCUCAAGACGUCCAUUUCGAAUCCAAUGGAACCGCGUCAAAUUCGCCUUUGAGGUGUCUAGCAUCAACGAGCUUCGCGCGAAGCUGGACGAGCUCCGGAACCUCAUGAUAGGCCACCGCAUUUCGCCCGAGGGACCUCUUCUGAACGCUCCGUUGGACGAUGGAGACCGAGCAGAACUCAGCGCAGCAUUCUUGCGAAGUGCAGAGAUUGGUAACAGGCCUUGGGCCUCAAUUGCGAUCGACGACUGGCUGCAGGCAGGCAAAUGGUGGUUGUUAAAGGUUCGGUCACAAAUGAAUCAUUUUACAGAAGGGACUAAGAUUCAAGUCCAUGCCUAUAUCAACCUACUUAAGGCAUGCUGGAUACUGGCCGACAUCGUCUCAAUACACCCACAACGUGUUCAUUUAGGUGCUUCUAACGACAGAAGAAGCGAAGACAUCCGAAAUCUCAGUCAGGUCGCGAAACGAAGCUUGGAAAACUUUCCUGUUUUCGAAUUCCAGCUCCGUGAUGUUGAGGACAACACCAUAAACAUAUGGCCGCAAUUACCACCUUUAGGAGCGACGGCGCCUCCUCGGCAAUUCGGCAUCAAUCGAGAUAAUCUCGGCUUGCAGACUUCGCCCGGAGAAGUUUUAUUUCAGUGUUUCGCACAAAUCCACCGCACAACUGAGGGAACUGUGGACACUGAGAGUACUUGUGAAGAAUGUUUUCUUAUAUUGGAAGUGCCGCGCCAGGGUAUCUAUCUCAACGUUGUGCUGAAAAAUUUUGUCGCGCACGAUUUGUGUAAGAUGAAACUUGAACCUGAAGAUGACUCUGUGGGGAACGAUGAUUUAUGGAUAUUCUUGGAAACUCUUGAAGAAAGAUUGGGAAGCACAGUUAAAAUCCUAAAUAUCCAAGGAAAACUGCGAUGCCUUGAAGGCUAUCCUAUGGGGAUUCCAACUGUUCUACUCUGA
Molecule: messenger RNA, 3948 nt
Organism: Fusarium tjaetaba
Lineage: Eukaryota; Fungi; Ascomycota; Sordariomycetes; Hypocreales; Nectriaceae
Exons: 11
Coding region: 1-3948 (1315 amino acids)
Molecular function (GO): flavin adenine dinucleotide binding; oxidoreductase activity, acting on CH-OH group of donors
Source: RefSeq, a predicted model, not a curated record